This is a messenger RNA of Salarias fasciatus (jewelled blenny), 1325 nucleotides long. RefSeq names its product forkhead box L1 (gene foxl1). Bases 69 to 1184 code for a protein of 371 amino acids. NCBI's taxonomy places the organism in Eukaryota, Metazoa, Chordata, Actinopteri, Blenniiformes, Blenniidae. Gene Ontology annotation, molecular function: DNA-binding transcription factor activity, RNA polymerase II-specific; RNA polymerase II cis-regulatory region sequence-specific DNA binding. The transcript has a single exon. Gene Ontology annotation, biological process: anatomical structure morphogenesis; regulation of transcription by RNA polymerase II; cell differentiation. The record is from RefSeq and is a predicted model, not a curated record.
UCCCAGUGCAAAGUCAACAGAACACACAGCAAACGUACAACAAUUAUUAACAUUCGCGCGGGGCCCUCAUGAGGCGGCGGAGUCAGUCAGCGGAGCAGCGGAGCUCCGGGAGCAGCCUCAUGGCUCUCUACCACAGCCGCCUGCCGGCGCUCGGCGUGCCGCCCGCCGCCCUCGGCCUCUCCGCGCCCCCGCUCAUCUACCUGUACGGCGGGGGGGACGCCGCCGCCGCCUCCGCCGCCGCCGCCCUGGGCCUGGUGCCGGCGGCGCGCCACGAGCCGCCGCAGAAGCCGCCCUACAGCUACAUCGCGCUCAUCGCCAUGGCCAUCAAGAGCGCGCCGGAGCAGCGCGCCACGCUCAGCGGCAUCUACCAGUUCAUCAUGGACCGCUUCCCCUUCUACCACGACAACAAGCAGGGCUGGCAGAACUCCAUCCGCCACAACCUGUCCCUCAACGACUGCUUCAUCAAGGUGCCGCGCGAGAAGGGCCGGCCCGGCAAGGGCAGCUACUGGACGCUGGACACCAACUGCCUGGACAUGUUCGAGAACGGGAACUACCGGCGCCGGAAGAGGAAGACCAAGAGCCAGCAGGACGGGCCGGAGUCCAGGAGCGCCGGGCACAAGCGCGCCAAGGGUCCGGGACCGUCCAGGGACCCGCACGCCUCUCAGAGACCCGGACCGGGACUGGCGGAGCCGCGCGUCCUGCACGGCGCAGAGCAGCACCGAGAUCCAGCCGGUCACAGACUCCUAGACCCCCCCGGACCCGCCGGGGGGAGGCUCCACGCCCCGCAGCACGAGCCGGGAGCCGAGUCCAGGCGCGCUGGAUGCAGGCUGGAUUUUGCGCACGUCCCGGGCGCGCCGGAGGAGGAGGAGGAGGAGAGACGGGAGCGCGGGGAGCGCGGACCGCUCUGCGCCGUCAGCUGCGCAGGAAACACGAACUUGGAGAGGCCGAAAGGAGCCGUUCCGAGCCGGGACAAGGCCAAAGGUUUCACCAUCGAGAGCAUCCUAUCGAAAGGGGAGGACGAGGCGCGCGGCUGCGUCCAUGGCGCGCCCGCGGAGACGCGCAGUCCGGCUCUCGGUCCGUCCGUGGUGCUCGGCGCGCGCCAGCAUCACCUGUACCAGAUGGGGUUCCCCUUCUGCUCCUACCUGUCGCUCAGCUACCCGGACAAAGUGCUGCACUUCAAGUGAGCCUCGAGCAGACUUCACACCCCGAACCCUUCAUCCUCCUCAUCUUCACCAACAGACCGUCAGUGGCACCGGGCCGUCUUUACGCGCGCGUAAUUGUCCGAUUUGCGGUUGUUUUUUUCCAUUUCCCCCCAGAACUGUCAG